AUGUCGACUGUGGUGGAUCAGCUCGUUGACAUGGGGUUUGAAAGAGCGCGUGCAGAGUAUGCCUUCGCUAAAACCGGCAAAGGGGCACUGGAGGCUGCAAUGGACUGGUUGAUUAGUCAUGAAGGGGAGGAGAUUCCUGCACAUUUAGAAGAUUCCAUUCUUAUGGAGGAGGGAAAAGCAGCUGAAAGUUCAUCAGAAUUAACCGAGUCAACGCCCGGCAGCUACAAAUGCAAUGAUUGCAACAAGUUAUUCCGUGAUGAAAAUGCGAUGAUGUUCCAUGCUGCUAAGUCCGGACAUGAGAACUUUUCGGAAAGCAGUGAGACGAUAGCGCCGCUAACUCCCGAAGAACGUGCAAAGAAGGCUGCUGAACUUCGCGAUAGAAUCAGGGCUGCGCGUGCGCAGAAAGAGGAGCAGGAGAGGAAGGAGCAGAUAGAGAAAGAGCGACGACGUCGUGAAGAAGGAAAGAAAAUGCAAGAGAUGAGAGAGAAGCAGAGAGACGACGAAUUGAGAGCUAUUGCUGAAGAACGUCGUCGUGCAAAGCAAGAAGAAGCGGAGGCUCGUCAGAGAGUUCUGGACCAGAUCAAGGCGGACAGGGAAGCUCGAAAAGCAGGUAAAGUUGGCGUCCUCCCUGCUUCACCACCCCAACCAACGGCUCCUCCCGUAUCUGCAACUCCCACCGCGAAAGAUUACAACCAAACAACCAUCCAGGUUAGGCUUUUGAAUGGACAAGCUGUUAGGCAAACUUUUGGAGCAUUGGAGCCAUUGUCUGCCGUGAGGCUCUGGUUGGAGCUCAACCACUCUGAUGGAAGUCCAUUUACGCUUCUUCAGCCUUUUCCUCGAAAAUUAAUGACGGACGAAGACUACGAGAAACCACUGAAAGAACUUGGACUAGUGCCUUCCGCCAACUUCGUCAUGACUCGUUAG
Molecule: messenger RNA, 924 nt
Organism: Necator americanus (New World hookworm)
Lineage: Eukaryota; Metazoa; Nematoda; Chromadorea; Rhabditida; Ancylostomatidae
Exons: 10
Coding region: 1-924 (307 amino acids)
Biological process (GO): negative regulation of protein K48-linked deubiquitination; negative regulation of protein ubiquitination; negative regulation of proteasomal ubiquitin-dependent protein catabolic process
Cellular component (GO): cytoplasm; nucleus
Molecular function (GO): K48-linked polyubiquitin modification-dependent protein binding
Source: RefSeq, a predicted model, not a curated record